AUGGAAUCAACCUACCAAAUCGCCAUCUCCCUCCUCACUGUCCUCCUCGUCCUGGCGGGGUCGUACUUCGCCUAUGACCAGGGCUACAUGGACCCUCUGAUUGAGAAAUUUGGUGUUUUCAUGAAGGCCAAGGCUGAGGCCGAGGCCAAGGAGAUGCAGGCCAAAGGCCUGGAGAGGGGAGAGGACUUUGUCGACUCGGAACUCAAGGGGAACAAGUAG
Diaporthe citri is the source of this 219-nucleotide messenger RNA. RefSeq lists its product as uncharacterized. Bases 1 to 219 code for a protein of 72 amino acids. The record is from RefSeq and is a predicted model, not a curated record. The transcript is spliced from 3 exons. Lineage: Eukaryota; Fungi; Ascomycota; Sordariomycetes; Diaporthales; Diaporthaceae.